ACCGUAUAAACGUUUAAUAUACUCGAAAUAUCAUGUUUUUUAUUUCAGUCGAUCCAGUUUUUUAGACGAAAAAUAUACUGCAAAAUGCAGUUACUCUGCUUGUUGUUAUUUAUAGGAGUUGCGCAAUGUGAUGAUUCGACUGUAUUGCCAACUUCUUAUGAUAAUUUGGGUGUACCAAAUGCUGUCGAAUAUGUAUCGCAUUAUCAAUUAUCAGUUCAAACAUCAUAUAUAACUUCAGUUGAAUGUAUGUUAUCAUCAAAUAAUUAUAUACAAAGUGGAUUUAUUGAAAUUGAUAGUAGCUCAAAUGAUAUUGCAACAAAUUUAAUAAUGACAUUUAAAAAUAACUUUGGAAGUUUAGAAAAUACGAUAUUCGGCUUACAAAGUGAUGUCGAUAAAGAAUCGAAAGACAAGCUUAAUUCUAUAUUGUACAUGACAACCACAUAUUACCAAAAUAAACAGGUAACUGUUACAAAAACAGAAACAAUGCUCGGCCAAGUAACAGAAAUACAACAAGCGCAAUCAAUUUUAACGGCAAGACGUUGUGAAUCAGAAUACAUUAACUUUAUGAAUGACAUUACAACGAUAAAAUCAAAUUAUAAUAGUGGACAGACUAAUGCAAAUAAUAUUAAUAAUAAUCAAUGGGCUACUCUGGUGAAACAGUAUUACGACGCAAGACAAACUGUAGUUAGUAAUACGAAUGUGUACACAUCAAUUAGAGAUGCGUUUUUGUUUGGUAGUGGAAUAAAUUUGUGUAAAGGAUCUCAAAAUACUGAUCAAUCGUUACUGGGUAUAUACAGCACUGAUGAUUUAUCAACGUACUUUGGAAAAAAUGAUAAUUGCGCAUCCACAUUAUUUCAUCAGACGGUCACACAAAUGUAUAAAAUUUAUAAGAGCUCAUUGGCUGUUAUUUAUUUAAAAUCUGUAGUUCAUUCAGAAAGUGAUUUAGCAAUGCGAGUUACGAUGUGGCAACAAGUGAAUUUAGUUCGAGCGAACUUUGAGUAUAUGAGUCAAAAUAUAGACAUGUUUAUAAAAACAACAAAAACAGACGCUGAAUCUACUUAUAAUGCUAAUUCUGAGGAAUACAAAAAAAUAAUGAUAACUUUACACACUUGUGUGAAUAAAAUGCUUAUAACGGUUGUUAAAUCUACUGAGGUGCAUUAUAAGCGAGCGUUGAACUUUAAUCCCGAUGGAAGUAUGAUUACAACUGAUUACAAUCAAUUUAAAGUUGAUACGAUUGAUACAUAUUAUAAAAAUAUUCUUUGGAAUAAUCCUAAUGCAGCUCGUUAUGAUAUACGUCUAAUUAAUGAAAAAGACUGUUCAUUACCAACACCAGAUAUGUGUAUACCACAGAAUAUGUACUCGUUACAAAUAAAUAAAUUAGUUUUUCAAACUUUUAUAUGUCAAAUAAAUAAUAUAAAUGCAAAAAUAAAAACAACGAAGUGUAAUAACUCAACUGUGGAUUAUUGGAUAUAUGAUAAAAUCACAAUAAUAGAAUUAAAAUGCUCAGUCGUAUUUUCAAAGUGUUCAGUGACUGUAAACAAAAUUUUUAUUAUAAAUAGUGCCACUUAUACAUAUAUUGUAAUGACCACGGACAAAACGGACCAAAGUACUCAGACUACUGAAGUUCAAAAAGUUUUAGAUCAAACUAAAAAUGAUGUAGUUGGAACACUAUGUGUACAUACAAAGGAGUUAACUGAAACGUCUAAUACUGUUGAGAAUUUUAUAUAUACGAAUAGUAAUAAUAAAAACGCCUCAUCAAUAAUAUUUAAACCUAAUCAAAAUCUCACUCCCAAACCAUCAACGCAAGGUACCUCACCGACUUACCCAACCCCUACUUAUUCUCCACAACCGGGACCAUCAGGAACUACACAGGGCUCACCGACUUACCCAACUCCUACUUAUUCUCUACAACCGGGACCAUCAGGAACUACACAGGGCUCACCGACUUACCCAACUCCUACUCCUUCUUCACAACCGGGAAGUCCAGGAGGUCCAGGAAGUACUGAAAGUCCAACAUACACAGGAAAUAAUAUUAAUACCGACAUCCAAUAUACGUUUAUAACAUCUGAUACACAAAUAACACAAUUUGUACAGAAUUAUCAAACUUCUGUUGAGGAAAAAAUAACGAUAAGUUUAAAAAACGUUCAGGAAUCAGAAAAAACUGAUUACUCGUUAGUAGUAAUAAAAUCAUUGGAAAUUAGUCAACAAAUAUAUCAGUGCAAUAUAGAUUAUCUUAAUUGCAUAGUUUCAGAUUCAUUACAAUAUAUAUCUCAACAGACAACUCCUGGUUCUCAAGAGUAUACAAAUGCAUUAAUCGUAAUAUAUAGAGAUUUAGAGGAAAAAGUGUCAGAACUAUCUUCGACGAUGGAAAUACCAUUAAAGAGAACUUUUUAUCCGUUAACAUCUAAUGAAUACAAUUGUGUGUCUCAAUCUGUUGAUUACAGUAAAUUUGUCAACAAUUUUUAUCAAUAUUUUGAUGUGAAAAUCGAAGAAAUAUAUAAUACGCAAAACGAUGCUGAUUUAUUCCUAACAAAUAGUAUAACACAAUUUAAUAUGAUAUAUAACAAGGUUAACACGGCAGUUCAACAAGCACCGGACGAUGCUUACAAAAAUUUUUUAUUAUGCUAUUUACAAAAAACUAUGACUGUUUAUACACAAACAACCAACUAUUUUAAAGAACAAAUUGUUCAAACACAACAGUUUAUUUCUGAAACCGGAGAUAACAGCAAAGUUGCGUUUUAUAAUGAAAUAACACAACGGAUGAAUUCAUUUACUGUACUUUACUCUAGUGUUCUUAUAAAGUGCUAUCAAUAUUCCAUGGACAGUAAUUCUAUUACAAUAUAUCAAUCUGAAUAUGACGUUAUCGUUGUUGAUACAACAAUAGUAAGUAGUUAUACUGAAACCACCUAUAGUUAAAUUGAAUUUGAAGUGCCACCAUAAGUAUUAUAACUAGUUGCUGAAAUUUGAAAAAUUAGGAGUUUAAACUCGCAUUAUAAAUUAUAUUAUACCAUAAAUUUAUCUCUGUAUACAUUUUACAAGAAAUAGAGUAUAUUUAAGAAUUUAUGUUCGGAUUAAUCGUAAAAA
Rhopalosiphum maidis (corn leaf aphid) is the source of this 3084-nucleotide messenger RNA. RefSeq lists its product as uncharacterized. Bases 85 to 2916 code for a protein of 943 amino acids. The transcript is spliced from 3 exons. NCBI's taxonomy places the organism in Eukaryota, Metazoa, Arthropoda, Insecta, Hemiptera, Aphididae. The record is from RefSeq and is a predicted model, not a curated record.